ACAAACAUGGCGAUAGACUCGAGUGGACGGGGGCUUACUCUAACUUUAUUCGUGUUUUCUUGUGUUUUUGCGGGCAGGCAGGCCGAGGCGGCGGUUCCGGAGUCGAGAGGCGCCACUCGGAUACUCGGCAUGAGGCUGGAGAAGAGCGACACGCCGGCCGAGACCACCGAGAGAGGGGUUAUUCAGGUGACCGAGGGCAGCGACAUCCUCUUCAGGUUCUACGGGCUCCACUUGUUCCCAAACAGCUCGUCGCUCAUCAGGUUCACGGAACUGUACUCCAGCGAUAAAGAGGACGAUUCUCUCGGCGCUGUCACGGGCCCUUUUAACAGGACUUGUCCCGAACACACGAGGGAUAUAGUAGUGAAGGGGGCCAUGGAGGUAAGCAAUCACAACACCUCCGGGGUGGUCAGCCUCUGGAUCAAGCAGCUCCGCAAGAGCGAGGUGGUGAAGGUGUUCGGCUUGUGCGUCCGCGACACCCAGGACGAGGAGGAGAGGUGGUACCUGCUGGACGAUAAGGACGGCAGGCUGCGGGUGGUGGAGGAAAAGAAGUCCCUGCUGCCCAUCUGGUUGCAGGUGAUCCUCAUCUCCUUCCUGCUGGUGCUGUCCGGCAUGUUCAGCGGGCUCAACCUGGGGCUGAUGGCACUGGACCCGAUGGAGCUCCGCAUCGUGCAGAGCUGUGGCACCGAGAAGGAGAAGAAAUACGCGCGGAAGAUCGAGCCCAUCCGCAGGAAGGGCAACUACCUGCUGUGCUCGCUGCUCCUGGGCAACGUCCUGGUCAACACCACCCUCACCAUCCUUCUGGACGACCUCACCAACUCCGGGGUCGGCGCUGUGGUCGCCUCCACCAUCGGCAUCGUUAUUUUCGGCGAGAUCGUCCCCCAGGCGCUGUGCUCUCGGCACGGCCUGGCAGUCGGGGCUAACACCAUCAUGGUCACCAAGUUGUUCAUGCUGUUAACUUUCCCUCUGUCGUGGCCCAUCAGCAAGAUCCUCGACUGCGUCCUCGGCCAGGAGAUCGGCACGGUGUACAACCGGGAGAAGCUGGUUGAGAUGCUGAAAGUCACCGAGCCCUACAAUGACCUGGUGAAGGAGGAGCUCAACAUGAUCCAAGGCGCACUGGAGCUCAGGACCAAAACGGUGGAGGAUGUCAUGACGCCCCUCGGCAACUGUUUCAUGAUCCACAGCGAUGCCGUGUUGGACUUCAACACCAUGUCUGAGAUCAUGGAGAGCGGAUACACCAGGAUACCCGUGUAUGAAGACGAGCGGUCCAACAUCGUGGACAUCCUGUACGUCAAGGACCUGGCCUUCGUGGACCCGGACGACUGCACCACCCUGAAGACCAUCACCAAGUUCUACAACCAUCCGGUCCACUUCGUCUUCCACGACACCAAACUGGACUCCAUGCUGGAGGAGUUCAAGAAAGGAAAAUCCCACCUGGCCAUUGUGCAGAAGGUGAACAACGAGGGGGAGGGAGAUCCUUUCUACGAAGUGUUAGGGCUGGUCACCCUUGAAGACGUGAUCGAGGAGAUAAUUAAAUCAGAGAUUCUGGACGAAUCGGAUCUUUACACCGAUAACCGCACCAGGAAAAAGGUGGCGCCCAAUAAGAACAAGAGAGACUUCUCAGCCUUCAAGCAUGAGAGUGAAUCCAAAGUGAAGAUCUCUCCUCAGCUGCUGCUGGCGGCCCAUCGCUUCCUGGCUACAGAGGUGAGCCUGUUCAGCCCGUCUCAGAUCUCUGACAAGGUGCUGCUGCGAAUCCUGCGCCAUCCCGAUGUGAUCCAGGAGAUCAAGUUCAACGACAGUGACAAGCGCUCGCCCCAUCACUACGUCUACCAGAGGGGAAAGCCGGUCGACUACUUCGUUCUCAUCCUGCAGGGCCGAGUGGAAGUGGAGGCCGGUAACGAGAACAUGAAGUUUGAGACCGGACCUUUCUCUUACUACGGUGUCAUGGCGCUCAGUGCUCCCACACUGGUGGCUGCGCCUCGUCCUCGCCACCUCUCCUUUAAGAGGUUUUCUCUGUUCUCUCGGUUGCCAGAGUUUCGUUCGCCGUCACACCUCAGCGGGUUGAACCGGACGGCGUCUCUGAGCGGAGCGGACCGGGCCGACUCUCUCUCCGUCAGCGGCAGCAACAGCCAGCUCAACAACAGCAUCCCCCUGCAGCAGUACACACCCGACUUCUACGUCCGAGCCCUCACUGACCUGCAGUUUGUCAAGAUUACCCGGGCUCAGUACCAGAACGGCCUGAUGGCGUCUCGUCUGGACAGCACACCUCAGUCCCCCGAGAGCGGCCACAACACGGCCCGCCUGGACCAGACCACUCCCCCCGCCACCGCCAACACCACCAUCACGGACCUGGGUGCGGACUCCACCCCGACGGAGAACGGACCAGAUGAGACGACGCUUCUCCUCCUCAACGAGCAGAACUCACCGCACACAGCCAACCACCACAGCCAGCUUGAAAACAGCAUUUGACCCCCUCCAUACUCCUACGUUUGCACGCAUGCACUACUACGCUUGGAUGUAUGCUAUGGAGGGGAGGAGUGUGUGUGUGUGUGUGUGUGUGUGUGUGUGUGUGUGUGUGUGUGUGUGAAUGGGAAUGUAGACACAUGCCAGGCCCAAACAGACAAGCCAUGUGCAUGCAUAUUGUGUAAAUAUGCAAGAGUUAAACAAAACGCACAUCCACACAGACAUACCACAAACCCAAAACUCAUUUAGUUGAAUAACUCAUUGAAACCAAGGAAAACCUGUGUGUGUGUGUGUGUGUGUGUGUGUGUGUGUGUGUGUGUGUGUGUGUGUGUGUUCCUUAUGUAUUAACUGAUGACAAAGAUCUGAAGGACCUGCUUGUCUGGACCAGAAGGCUCCCCCCUCUCUCCGCCGUCAACGUAAUCGGUGUUCAGAGGCCUCGCAGAUUUUGCAAGUUUCUUCCUGUGUGUGUGUUUUUAAAUAUGUGUUUGUGUGUGUGUGUGUGUGUCCCUAACCAGAGACUCAGGGAGACUCCCCCCUCCCCCUCUCCUCCCUCUCCUCCCUCUCUACUCCACCCCCGUACAUACAUGCAAACCAGACCCGCCACUGCAUGUGUAGCAACCCGCAUCCCCUCCACACCAUCCAUACAGCUAGAAGACAAAGAAGAUCCGAGCAUGUCAGCGGAGUUCAAACAAAGUCCUAUAUGUUCUAUAGAAAUUUAUAGUGAGAUAUUUAUUGAUAAAUUCUGACUCCUACUGACUCCUUUUUUGUGGGGGUGGGAGGGUUUGGGGUGGAUCUAUAUAUAUAUAUCUCUCUCCCCUUCUUGUUUCCUGGAUAGAAGCAGUAAGUAGCCCAGAGCCUUUAUCACAGAGUUGUUAAGAGAUUCAGCGCCGAUAGACAGUCAGUCUGUAUUGUGAUUAAGACAAUCAAUAUGAAUACGAUGAAUGUGUUAAAUUAAAUGUGUAGGGUACGUUAACUGUGGCAGCCUGGCUCUCAAACAGCCCCCUUCUUCCCCUGUGCCUCGACGACAGACCUGACGACAAGAUGUGACGGGCACUUUCAGACGAAUCAGUCGAGUAGGAAUCAGUUUUUCACAGAGGUGAAGAUGUUUGAGAGCACAGAGACUUCAGCUCGAGUCCUUUCCUACUUCAUAAGAGAGGGUGGCUUGUCUGUGUGCGUGUGUGCGUGUUUGUGUGUUUGUGUGUGUGUGAGUAUGUGACCAAAAAUGGCCAUCACCAGACUUGGUGGGAACAGAAAUCAAAAGAGGGAAGCUUGAUCACCUCCUGAAUAGAAAAUACUAUAAGAAAUCUGAGACUUUAUUUAUUUAGUUUAAUGUGCGUGUAUAUAUUUUUGUCAAUGAGGGGGGGGGGGGGGGGGGGGCAAGAAAUCUGAUUUUUAUUUUGCCUCAUUGUGAGAUUUUAUGUGUUAAAUGUUCUUCUGCAUUCAGUGGUUAUGUUUGGGUUUCCUUUUUUUUUUUUUUUUUUUUUUAAAUCAGAUCCGGGUGGAAAGGGGUGACUCUUAAACAUUUAUUAUUGUUUGUAUUGUUUUGUAUUUCUGUAGCCAAACACACCGUUCGACCCUGGCAUCAAGCAAAGUUUGUCACUUUCAGCAGAAACAAUGUUGUGGAUUUUAGUCAUCGCUAAGCUUGUUUUACAGAGAACUGCACACACUCCAGUUAUAUUUUACUUAAAAUUCUGCAGAGACUCAGAAACGGUUUCUACUUUGAUUUCCAGCAGAGCCGAUGAUUCAUAAAUUCAUUAUGAAUGAUGAUUCAUAAAUAUUUUUAGUGACAUAAAGUAAAUCAAAUAUCAGGCAAGACAUCUAUGGUAGAGAUUACUUUCUACACUACUACAUAUACCAGAAUACAAUCACACAAAUUUGUAGUCUUACUUUUUUCUUUGCUGCUCUGCUGUGAGCAUUGCCACAUGUUUUUUUUUUUGUCCCCAAUUAAAACACAUAAAUCACAGGUGAAUCCAGAGAGCCCCCAUGUGCUCUCUAAAUGUUGUGAGAGGGGAUUCUGGGAAACGUAGGACAUCGGGAAAAGAAGUAGGCAACACGUAACUGGGUACACCCAAAACAGUUGAAUUAAAACAUGCAUGGUGUAAAGGUGGAUGUUUUUUUAAUUUAAUGUUGCUGCUUUUUUUUUUUUUUUUUUUUUUUUUUUUUUGAGAUCAACUUCAUCAAAUUCUCAAUCAACACGCAUCACAAGUCCUAAUCACUUAAUUCCACUUGUCGAUGAACCAACACUGUGAAAUGUUGUGGGUGAAACUACUGAAACGCUGUUUUUGGUUGUACUAAAGUCUCUGGUCAGCUUGUUGUUUGUCCCCUCCCCUCUUCUGCAGCAUAUAUUAUUCAUUCUUCAACCAAAACAGCACUCCUCUUGUCCUAAAACAGGAGUGAUGAAGCACUUCUGCUUAUCACAGCAUGACGAGGAUGAUUUCCAUUUUAGUUGUUGAAUUCAUUGGAAUAACUAAUUUUGGCGUUUGAAUCAUCUCGUUUCUUGGCUUUUUACUCUUGGGAAAGAUUCAGUGUCAUUAGGGUUUUGGAAAAGAAAGUGAAAAUGAACCUACUGUACUUUUUGGUCAGUAAAUUUCCAGACUAAUCUGGUGGUGCAACACAUGAAGAAAUUUUUUUUCAAGUUUUCAAAACCAACUCACAUGAAUUUUAUCCAAAGAUAGAUUUUUUUACCUGUCACAUUAGCACGUGAACAGCGUUCGAAGAAGGUAGUUGGUGUCCGUGGGUAGUUGAUUUAUUUUUGCAGAAACACAUAGAAAUCUUUCACUGUAUCUGUAUGUCAUGCGUUUGAUUAUGAGACAAAUUUCUGCCAAAGAUGCGAGUGGUGAUUAUCUAAAGAAUAGUUAGACAUGUUGCGCUAUGGGUUGAUGCACCACGGGUCUGAGCUGUGCCGGUGUUUCCUCUUUUCAAUGGUAUGCCAAUAAUUUAUCUACAAGUUGCAAUUAUCUGAGCUGAGCUUGAUGCUUUGUCAGUUUGUCCUUUACAUCCAGCUCAUUCGAGUCACGGUCAGUUUAUUUAACCUAAAGGUUAAAGGCCGUUAUGGAAACCGUGAGUUUCUGAGCUUGUUUUGCUCCGCGGUGUAACACAGUGUGCCUCACACUGCCUUAAAAACACUUCAGUUUGAGUCUAGUGUCCAGUUUACCUGAUCCUUUGUUACACGGUGGUACAAUUCCUUUUUUUUUCCUUUUUUUUUUUUUUUUUAACUGGAAAACGUUCAUAAUUACACUAAUUAUAUUUGGAUGUGGAGUUUCACGACACUAAAAUCACAGCAGCCUGGAAUUUCAGUAAAACUAUUGGCUGAGUUAAACGUCAGUGGGCAAAGACGUGGACAAAGUGAGCGACUAGCAAAGAGGAAAAUCUGCCCCUUUUGGAGAUUUUCAUGGUUGUUAUUGAGGUUACAAGUUCAGGAUUUUACAACCUAAUAGUGUUUCUUUCAGGGUGGAUAUUUAGAGAAGUGUGAAAUGUGCGGUUCAUGGAGAAAUAAAACAAAAGUCCUCACAGACUGCUACUGCUGACCUGAUAUUUGGAGCUCAGGAAACCAGCUUACCCACAAAAACGUUACUAAAGUCAGUUUGAAUUUCUCUAAAAGGAGGUGAGGAUGUCUUUCAGUUUGAAAUCUAGCAACAUUUUUCUGGGAUUUAAUGUCCAUAUUCACACGUCUAUGAGUUAAAUGAGUGUCCAUGAAACUUCAGCAGCAUGUUAAUCCCUGAUCGCAUUUAUGACCUCAAUACUCCGUAUGUUGCUCCAUCAUUUGGUCACAUCCCAAUGCAAAACAUAUUCUUUCGUUGUGAGUGAGCAGCAGGUCCAGUUAAAUCGAGUAAUUCUGCUAAAUUUUGGCUUUAAAUGUUAGUUUCACUUUGGGGAAACAUUGCAUAAUUUUGCAAUAAACUCUGGACAUUUGUGAGCUUAUGAAAACACCUUUAAAUAUACAAGCUGCUGCUGCUAAUAAAAAAAGUAAAAGUUUUCACUUUUCUUCUCAGGUUUGACAAUCAUUGAGAAACAUAUAGAAUGCCAAGGCCACAAAUGGGGCUCGCACUGGACAGCAUGGUUUUAAUAUUAUAUCACUAAAAUCCCAGAGAGUAAAAGCUUGUGAUAAGUGAUGAAAACAGCUUUAUUCCGAAAGGUACGUGAUCUCCGCCCACUGAUGUUUAACGCUUCUGCAUACAAUGCUCUCUGUUUUGGGAGUUCCAAAAAUUAAAACAGCCCUGACUCUUCUGUGAUUGAAAAUAUAAGCACUUUAGUAAGGACGGCAAUAUUUUCCCAAAGGCCACAAAUUUGCCAAAGUUGCUGGCUGCGUAGCUCUGUCACAAUACUGUUACUGACCAGGAUUUUGUAAUCACUUACUCACCGACUUCUUAACAUGACAUUGCAUUUAUUUAAUUCCACUAUCACGUCUGUACGGAAACAAAGAAGCUUAAGGAACUCGUUGACUCUUCUGUUGCCUUCACCUUCAUCUUUUAAUGACUGUACUGGAUAUUUUUCUGUGUUCAUUCCUGAAUUAUUUUUGACAAACACACACGCACACACACUCCCAUUUCAACGGACUUUUUCAACUGAGUUUUUGUUCAUUUUGUUGAUUUUUAUGUCUGAGAUUGUUGUUAAAAUAUGUUGUUUUUGUUUAUGCCUGUGUACAGGUUGGAGUACCCCCCCAUCUGCUUUAAAUUGUACUGGGUUUGGGUUCUUUAUAUGUGUGUGUAAAUGUGUGUGUGAGUACUUGUGAAUCAAGUCUGUUUUUUUUUUUUUUUUUGUACCUCAGAGACACUGUUAGUAAUUGUGGUAAACAACAAUCUGUUUUUGUAUUUGUCAUGAAUUUAAUUUGGGAACAGAGCGAAUGGAGCGACUGGCUUUCGGGGGGAAAAUUAACUGAUUGUCCUUCAUUCUCUCUGGCAUGCUUUAACUUUUAAAAACAACAGAGAAACAAGGUGUAAAUACUGUUUUAUAAUUUCCGUCUUAAUGAGUUUUGAAGAUGAAGAAAGUUAUUAAUAAACCUGAGAUAUAUUUCUCUAUG
Molecule: messenger RNA, 7480 nt
Organism: Toxotes jaculatrix (banded archerfish)
Lineage: Eukaryota; Metazoa; Chordata; Actinopteri; Toxotidae
Gene: cnnm4b
Product: metal transporter CNNM4
Exons: 8
Coding region: 7-2466 (819 amino acids)
Biological process (GO): magnesium ion transport; magnesium ion homeostasis
Cellular component (GO): plasma membrane
Molecular function (GO): magnesium ion transmembrane transporter activity; sodium ion transmembrane transporter activity
Source: RefSeq, a predicted model, not a curated record